AUGCAGGUCAUACAUCUGGAGGCAGCAGUCAUUUUUGGGGUUCUUAUUCCUCAGAUAUCCAGCAUCAGUAUUUCAUCUCCAGCUUCUGACUGUUUUGCUGCGGUGGAUACCUGCAUGUCAGAUUUAUGCAGGCAUGAACGGGCAUUUUAUGCUGGCAACUGCGAGGAUGAAGGGUGCCAAAUAAAGGGCUUAGAGAUCUGUAACAUGACCAUCCAGACUGCACUGGACCAAUUUCCAUCUUUGCGAGGAUGUGUGUGCGCCUGGGAGGAGCAGCUCUGUGACUCUAUACAAGUCCUAGCCUCACAAUGCACCAGAAUGACAGCAGUUCAGCAGAAGAGGAGCACCAUGAUGGACCGGCAAUCAAGUAAUUUUAGAAACAAUGCAAAUGAUGGUGCAGGAUCCUGCGUGGAUCGAAUUGGGGUUUGUGUCAGUGAUUCUGUUUGCAACCGACACCUCGCGCCGCUUCUUCAAGCGUGUAUGACAGAGCAGUGUGACAGUGAUCACUGUCAGCAAGAAAUUCAGCAAUUCUAUAGCAACAUGCCACAAAACACUGCUGAGAUGCUGGUGAUGUGCGAGUGUGAGGCUUCAGAUCAGAGCUGUCUGCUAAUGAAAACUGGUCUACAGAGCGGUGCGUGUGGAGAUGAGACCAGAAUCUGCCAAGAAAGACUUGACCAGUGCACUGAGGACAGUAGUUGCAGGGACCUGUUGAAAACCCUCCGAGCCAAAUGCUGGAGCCCAGAAGAAGCACAAUGCCAUGAGACGAAUCCCCAAAGAGACGAAUGUUUGAUGCUGAAGCAUCCAGAUCUCAUUCUUGGCACACAUUCGGAAUGUAAAAGGGCCUUCUUGGCGACUUUAGGCACAGUGCUUCACCAUCCUUGUACAUGCGAAGGAAUGCAUAAUGAUCAUCUUCUGACAUGCAGGAUGAUUCAACAAGUAUUUCAUAACAGAUCAUACUUUAUAACAGAGAGAGAAAGCAGUGGUCCUAAACCUCCUGAAACCAAUGAGCCUGAGCCUGCUCACACAUGGCCAUAUGAUAAUCUCUUGUAUGCCUUUGUAGCUGUGCUGUUUGCUGGAGUUGUUAUAAUUAUGCCCUUGGCUAUUAUCAGUAAGAUCUGGUUGUUAAAAAAAAGAGACCAUAUCAAACUUUGCCAUCCACAGGGGAGAAAUUGUGCUGUUCUUCUCUGAUAUGCUUCUUGUUUUAUACACACACACACACACACACACACACACACACACACACACACACACACACACACACACACACACACACACACACACAUAUAUAGCUUUUAAAUGUCAUGUUGAUUAGAAAAGCUUAAAAAUAUUUUAGCCAGCAAGACUAAGUUGUGGAUUCUUUUAAAAACAACACCUUAAUCAAAACCAAAGUGCAUUAAGUAUGAAUAAACUGCAGCAAAUGAGUAUUCAUCACUUAUGAAAAACUACCUGUUGGCUCAAGUUACCUUUGUGCUUUUUGAGAUAGGGUUCCUUCUAAUCUUUUGCAGAUCACCUCCUCUUCUUUUGUCUACAGUAAAUAAAUAAUUCUUUCUGGUUCUGGCUCCUUGCUUAAAGCUGUCACACAAAGUUAACUUCAAAUUAAAAAUGCCAUUUCUCAUAUUACAUUUAUGUACAUCUGACACUUAAAAAACGAUGAUUGGGAACUCACAAGAUUCAAAUGUGAAGUGAAUGUAUUCAUCCAUCCAUUAUCCAUGGACCCUCCCAGCUACCAUUGGCAGAGAAACAAGGUACUCCCUGGUUAGCUUCCCAGUCCAUCACAACCCGAUAUGCUCACACUAACUCAAUUUAGAAUAUCUUGAUAGGAUAGCAUGGUUAUAUCAUGCAUGUUUUUGGACUUUGGGGGAAUGCUCUGGAGAGAAUUCAUACUGGUAUCCAAACACUAAAGAUCACACAGAAAGGCUCCAGUCACGAUUUAAAUCAAGGGAUAAAUAUCUGCUUGUAAUAUUGCUAAUUGCUGCACCACGGUGCAGACAAAACAGUGACUAACUUUUCAAACUACAAAUAUACCUGCAACAAGCAAGACAUUUUAAUAUCUUUGUUUGUUAUGAUGUCACAA
This is a messenger RNA of Melanotaenia boesemani (Boeseman's rainbowfish), 2071 nucleotides long. RefSeq names its product GDNF family receptor alpha like (gene gfral). Gene Ontology annotation, molecular function: signaling receptor activity. Gene Ontology annotation, cellular component: signaling receptor complex; external side of plasma membrane. The record is from RefSeq and is a predicted model, not a curated record. NCBI's taxonomy places the organism in Eukaryota, Metazoa, Chordata, Actinopteri, Atheriniformes, Melanotaeniidae. Bases 1 to 1185 code for a protein of 394 amino acids. The transcript is spliced from 9 exons. Gene Ontology annotation, biological process: nervous system development.